AUGAGCCGCUUAAGCUACAGUGAGACCCGGGAUGGCAUAGUGCUCGGCGUGUCUGAGGAAGGGGUAGAGACGAAAGGGCCGUCAAACAGCGGUGGCAAACGAAAGCGAGCGCGGGACGACGACAUCGAUGGCGUGGCGGAAGCAGAAGCGAACGGCGGGAGUGGUGGGGCGGCGAGCCCGGGCGCAGACUCACUCAGCUCUUACUCACUCAUGGGUGUCGCCGACGGAAACGACGGCAAAGAUGCUGCCGGAGGGGUAAGCAAGGUAGAGGUGGAAGCAGCGGCUGCCGACGGGGCACCAUCGUCAUCGGCUGAUGGGAACGCCGGUUCUGGUGCUGAUGCACCUGCUGCUGACGACGACGAUGAUGAGGUGGUAGAAAUACCGCCGCCGUCAGCGGCACCGGCAGUUAUGGAGCUGUCGGAGGAAGCAGACUGCGACUCAGGAGGUUUCAACUCUGGUCCACCAGGUACAGCUGCGGCCCCUAUCUCGAUAGAAUCUGGUGAGGCUCCGCAGAAGAAGAGCAAGGGUCGCAUAUCGAAAAAAAAGCAGAAGGCUGUCGCGAAAGAGUUGGAGGCUCAGCAGGAAGACGGCGACGAUGGUAGUGGGAGCGUAGGAAGCGGAGAGCAACGCCCCAGCAAAAAGGCCAGGAAAUCGGCCGGUGCAAAGGCUAAAGACAGCGACGGUGGCAGCGAAGGCGGCAGCGACGACGAUACCAGCGAGGGGGUUGACGCCGAUGAGAGUAAGGGUGACGACGGUGGGGACAGCGGUGAAGGGGACGGGUUGGAAGGGCCAGUUUUGUUCGCGGUGGGCCAGCCGAUGUCCAAGAAGAUGAGAAAGAUGGCGAAGGGUCGCCUGUCGAAGUGGGCCUUGAAGUUCACGGGAACGAGGACCUACGCGCCCCCGGCCGUGCCGGUCAUCGAGCCAAUCAACGACGACUAUCUCGCCAGCUUCGGGCGGUCCUACGCCGAAGCAAAGAGCCUCACUGCCCAGGACAAGAAGGAGAACACAGCUACGCAAGACGACGACGGCGACGACGGCGACGAUGGCGAUAGCCAAGCCGGCGACGAAAAUGGUGGCGGCGGCGACAAGGAAGGCCCUUCCGACGACGAGAAGAACAGCACUGCCGAAAAGGAUGCUGCGGGCCGUGAAGCGGCCAAGACUGAAGGUUCGGGCUCGCCGACGAAGAAGAACAGUCUCCGCGGCGGACGGAAGAAGCACGGCGUGUUCGUUGUGAAUCUGCUGUACACCUUGUGCGACGAGGAGAAGCUGGAAAGUCUCUUCAGCGCGUUCGGGCGAGUUACUGCGGUCGUGCUGACCAGACCCCCCGAAGGACAAAAGGUGUCCGGCAUCGCUAGCGUGUACUUCGACACGGCGGAGGAGGCGCAGAAGGCACUAGCCGCGGACGGCAUGGACAUUCGUGGACGCUGUGUCGGCAUACGAGAGGUGAGGCUGAGUGUCGACAAGAGGUACUUCGUCGAGCCUGAACAGGCGGCCAAGGCUACCAACAAAGCUAAGCCCCUGGAGGAAACGAGGUGCACCCUGUGUGGGGCGAUUGGGCACGACGACGAGGAGGGGCACCUCGCGGACGCCUGUCCCUAUGUUGAUGUGAUGGAGGAGGGACCCGAACCCUACUGCUCGGUGUGCGGCAAGGCUGGUCACUCGAUCGAUGCUUGCGAGACGGCUUGCAAGGGCAAGUCGCAGCUCAAGUUCAGCUGCAUCACCUGCAGAGACGAUGGCCACACUCAGUGCGGAAAGGAGACAAUCUUGGUGUUCGGGAACGAGAGAGGCCACGCCAUGACGUGCUGCAACUGCGGCCUGGAACGCCACGACUGGCGUUCCUGCCCUCAUCAGACGGAGGCUGAGAUCCUUCGGGAGUGCGGCUACAGGUUCAACAGCUCUGCGGGUGGGGGCAACCGACGGAAGUCGACGGGAGGGGGGGGCAAGACCUACAUGGUGUGCUACAAUUGCGGCAAGCAGGGGCACGGCAAAUCGGAAUGUCCGGUACCGAGGCAAACCCAGACCCCCGGUCGCUUCGGAACCCAUCACAAUGGGGGAGGUUACCAUCAACAUCAGCAAGAGCGCGGCGGCACACACAACCGGUACGAGCACCAGAUGGCUUCUCCGACGGACUCGCGAUCAUCAUUCCCCAGGUGGGGUGACAAUGGCGCCGUUAGCAAUGGCGGCUCCAGCAGCGGCACUCUUCACCGGGCGUACCACCCUGGAGGCAACUUUGGCAGCGACAGCAGCGGCGGCGGCGGCGGGAGGAGGGUGGAGGAUAGGCACAGGAGCAGCGGCCACCGUGGGGAGAGAUACAGCAGCAGCAGGGGCGGAGGUGACAGGCACAGCGGGGGUGGGUCAUCACGGGGUCAGAAAGGAGGUUACCACUCGUACAGCAGAGACCAGCACCAGCCGGCUCCAACCCCGUCACCUUCUUACAGCCAUCACAGUAGUGGUAGUCAUCAGUGUUCUCGCUACAGCAGCGGACAGCCAUACUCCUCCGGCGGGCAGUCAUACUCCGCCGGCCGACGUGGGGGCGGGACAAGGGACGCGCACGCCAGUCCUAGAAGCUACGGUUACUAACUAUCGCAAUGAACUUUGUGGCAGCCAGGAUGGUGGUGGUUGUGGAUACUUUGGAGGACCCUGAUGAUAGGAUUCACGGCCAUUCAAGCACGUGAGACAGGCUCGCGCCAUUUCCACCUGCUACCUGUUGAUUGUCUAGAGGGAGCGCUGUAUACCCACGGUCACGACCGUUUAUGGGGUCCAACACUCGCACCUGAAGGGCUUGAUGCACGAUGCCGCCUCAACAGUGUCCUCCCUCUGCGGUAGUUGCAGUAGAUGGAAUAGCCCGGCUGCCCCCUCCCGCGAAGAGACCCUCCAUACCCAACACGAAGAGAACCGCGAGGGAACAUGAUGUGCCCUAGCGAUCCUUUACGUGGUAUUGUAGCCCGCAGGGUUUUGAUAACACCACGGUCUUUUGUGUUUAUUGGGUUGUGUUGUGUUCUGUUUUUUACGCUUUUCUAAAUAUUUGUUCGGUUUAGGUGGUCCACUGGCAAACCUUGUGACAAGGGGUGUGUGGUCUCAGUCCAAAUUGACGAACUACGCUUGAGCGAACGCUCAACGUUCCUUGUCGACGGGGAGAGGGAAGGAGGUGUGCAUGCAGUGCAAACCAUGCAAGCCACGCGAGCCACAGGAUUUCCGAGAAAUUCGUUCUCCCUACCCUCGCGGGAAAAUCGUUGCCAAGGGCCUAUGGUGACUGUGGACAUGCGAAAUUGUCCCAGAAUUUCUUCUGGCAGGGCACGGUUGAUCCCUCUGCCGGUCCGACAAAUGUGGGAACUUAAACUUACGCCCUGCCAUAAGAAAGAGGGUAAUUUCGUUACUUGUGGAAAAUGAUGUGCAAACUGCCGAGAGGUCUACUGUAGCUAUCCGCGUUAAACCCGGGACGGCGCCGUGCUGAGUGUACAUGACGGUACCGUCCUCUCUUGUUGUAAUUGUUUCGAGUGCGGCAGGGUGUUGUUUGCAGUUCAGACGCAGAUAUCACGUGCACACGUGAGACACGUGGUAGAAUAGUGCAUGUUGUCGCGGAAGCGUCGGAAUUUCUUUGAAUAGUGUCCCAUCUCGCACAAGAGGUUCGGCUUCCGCCCUCGAGACGUUUGGCGUCCUCAAGUCUCGCUUUGUUUCUUACCGGACCAAAGGACAAGGACUCACAAGCAAGCCUCUUUGGCAAAUGGCGAACUUUUUGUUGGUGCUUCAUUUGCGAAGAGGCCGCGAUCAGGGACGAACGGGCAAAUGACGCACCGGGUGUCCAAACCUACUGCGCAAGGAUGUAUAACUAAGCAUGCAUGCGUUUUGUAGACAAGACGAUGUACGUGUGUUGUCUAACAAUAAGCCCGUAUUGAUUGAGGGGAGGCAGGUGCCGAAAAAAACACCCAACCACGCCG
Molecule: messenger RNA, 3938 nt
Organism: Ectocarpus siliculosus
Lineage: Eukaryota; Phaeophyceae; Ectocarpales; Ectocarpaceae
Source: the annotation of a GenBank genome assembly